UGCUCACGACAGCCGCGUCCCCGCCGCGGGGAGCGGAAGGGGCGCGGCCAGCGCAGCGGCCUGCGUGCGGCGGGAUGGCGGCGGCGCCGCGCUGCGGGGGGUGGCGGCGGCGGCCCGGGGCUGCCCUGCUGCUGCCGCUGGCGGUGCUGCUGCUGGCGGGCGCGGCAGGUGCCGGGCAGCUCUCCAAGUGGGAGCUCCCGGUGCCCCUGGGGAAGAAGUUUUUUAACUUUGGAAAGAUUCUCUUCAGCAACACCACCAUUUUCUUAAGAUUUGAAGGAGAUGAGAAGGCUUGUGAUCACUCCCAAAGUUACAAUGUUACUUGGUACUUGAGAUAUUCUGAUUGCUACAAUGAAGUCUUCAACUUUGGGGAUGAACAGGCAGAGUAUUAUUUUGGGACUACGUCUGAGGAGCAUCUGGGUUGGUCAGGAUACUAUGCCAUGGCUUCUCUUUUUUUUCCAAACUGCUCUGAGCUCUUCAGGCCCCAGGUUUUCUAUAAAGAAUUUGUUCAUCCAGAGCCUCUCUCAGCUGAGAAACAAGAGGGCUUAAAAGAUAAGAAGGAGAGUGGAGCAAAUCACACGACGGUGGCAGAUAAAACAGCAAUGAAUGCUGUUAUUAAAACUUGGCGAGAUGGGCCGUAUAUAUUUAUUGUGCAAAUUGGAAUUUCAGCUGUGAAAGACUCUACUAAUAAAGUUAAAAGAAUGGAGAAAACAGCACCUUCCUCUAAUCUCAAAGAGAAGCUCUUUACAAUGACGGUAGAACUGAAGGGACCGUAUGAGUAUCUCUCACUUGCAGACUAUCCUCUGAUGAUUUUCUUCAUGGUGAUGUGUAUUGUGUACGUAUUCUUUGGGGUUCUAUGGCUUGCAUGGUCAGCCUGUUACUGGCGGGAUCUCCUGAGGAUCCAGUUCUGGAUUGGUGCUGUUAUUUUCCUGGGGAUGCUCGAGAAAGCUGUCUUCUAUGCAGAGUUCCAGAAUAUCCGCUACACAGGAGAAUCUGUCCAAGGAGCAUUGAUACUGGCAGAACUCCUUUCGGCUGUGAAACGUUCCUUGGCUCGAACUCUGGUCAUUAUAGUCAGCCUAGGAUAUGGGAUAGUCAAGCCUCGCCUUGGAGUUACUCUUCACAAAGUAGUUAUGGCUGGAGCCCUUUAUCUAUUAUUUUCUGGCAUGGAAGGUGUUCUUAGAGUCACAGGGUUUUUCUAUAACACUGUGGCUCUGAUAGCAAACUUGGCCCUGUCCAUGAUUGAUGCCUGUAUCAUUUUGUGGAUAUUCAUCAGCCUGACUCAAACAAUGAAACUACUAAAACUUCGGAGGAAUGUUGUGAAACUCUCUUUGUAUCGGCACUUCACCAACACACUCAUCUUGGCAGUAGCAGCAUCCAUUGUAUUUAUCAUCUGGACCACCAUGAAGUUCAGGCUGGUGGAUUGUCAGUCGGACUGGCAGGAGCUGUGGGUGGAUGAUGCCAUCUGGCGUUUGUUGUUCUCAAUGAUCCUUUUUGUCAUCAUGAUUCUGUGGAGGCCAUCUGCCAACAACCAAAGGUUUGCUUUCUCACCGCUGUCUGAAGAAGAGGAUGAUGAUGAACAGAAGGAGCCAAUGUUAAAGGAAAGCUUUGAGGGAAUGAAAAUGAGAAGUACGAAGCAAGAACCAAAUGGGAAUGUGAAAGCAAACAAAGUUCAGGAGGAUGACCUGAAGUGGGUAGAAGAGAAUGUCCCUUCUUCAGUAACUGAUGUUGCUCUUCCAGCGCUCCUGGAUUCAGAUGAGGAAAGAAUGAUUACACACUUUGAAAGGUCCAAAAUGGAGUGAAGGAGCAGCAAAUGGAGUUUUUGCUAUUAGACUUGGAGAAACUCUCUUAAAGUUGCUUGAUGGAUCAAGUGCAUCCUGCUGAUUUGUUUCUUCAUCUCAGCCUUGAGAGUUUGAUGCUUUAUUGGCAUGAGGGCAUCUUGCUGUGGAAGAAGUUCACAAAGACAUUGAAAUACCUUUUGGAAAUUUUGAAUUUUCAAAGUUGCUGCAAGUUUGGAUUUUUAAGCAAUUUAAAUGUAUACUAUUCCGGCACCUUCUGUAACUUUUCAAAUAUUUAAUCUGUGAAACUAAAAUUCCUAAUGUCUGCUUGAA
This is a messenger RNA of Dromaius novaehollandiae (emu), 2105 nucleotides long. RefSeq names its product transmembrane protein 87A (gene TMEM87A). The record is from RefSeq and is a predicted model, not a curated record. Gene Ontology annotation, cellular component: Golgi cisterna membrane; Golgi apparatus. The transcript is spliced from 20 exons. The coding region runs from base 75 to 1796 and encodes 573 amino acids. Lineage: Eukaryota; Metazoa; Chordata; Aves; Casuariiformes; Dromaiidae. Gene Ontology annotation, biological process: retrograde transport, endosome to Golgi.